UCUGCCUACGCAGUGUACACAUUUCCUAUUUUACACAUCGAACAUCGGCGCCCAACAGUUAUUAGCCGCUGCGCAUAGCAUUACGAUGGGCGUACGUUUACCACUCGCAACUGACGUGAUGCCUCCAAGUAUCACCGUGAGCAGACAGCGGGCCAAGCCUUCGGCGACGGAUUUUGCGAGUCCGGCCCAUAGUGAGACGAGGAGCCACACUUCAAUCGCAUUGACGCUGGCGCUGUCUGCUGUGGUCAUUGGAGGAGUAGCAGUCUACCUCUACAGGCAUGUCACGAAUCGGCCAAUAACAGCGAAGAGGUCUCGUCCAAUCAGCCCUUCUCCCGUGUGCAACUUUAUUCGCUGGGCAGCGCAAACCGGGUCCCCGCAAUGCCGAAACGUGCCAAGUCAAUGCAGGCCGCGACACGACUUGAGUUUGAAGCCCCUGACACCAUAUUCUACUCGGAACGGGCGAAUAUUCGACAAGAACGGUACCGUUGCCGAUGCUGCUGUGGCCACGAUGCUUUGCGACUGCGUCGUCCUGCCUCAUGCUUGCGGUCUUGGUGGUGGAUUCGUAGCCAUUUAUUACAACAAGUUAAAUAAAUCUGUGACAACAAUAAACGCUCAAUGUGUGGCACCAAAAGCAGCAUCUGAGGACGCAUACAAACAUCUGAAACCGAACGCUACACUGAUUGGUGGCCUAGCCAUAGGAGUUCCAGGAGAACUGAAAGGAUAUCAAAAGCUUCUCGAGGAAGUGGGCUCCAAUAUUCCCUGGACAGAACUGUUCGAGGACGCCAUCGCCCUUGCAGAAAACGGCGUCCCGGUACACGACGAUCUGGACGCCAAGCUGCAGAUGUUCGAUUGGAGACUUGCUCCACAGUUCAAACAGCUGUUUCUGUCGAACUUAACUGGCGAAAUACUUGGAAGGAAGGACGCUGUCUUCAACCUGAUUCUUGCGAACAGCUUAAAGACCAUCGCGAAGAGCGACCAACAGGAACUGUACACGGGAGAGCUUGCAAGAGCGAUACUUGAAGACCUCAGUGCUGUUGGAGGCUUAAUAACCAAAGACGAUUUGGCAGAAUAUACAGUCCAACUUCUUGCACCUUACAAGACAGAACUCUCAGACGGCUGGAAUGUUUGGUGUACUCCGUCUCCGACGGCCGGUUUGUUGUCGAGCUACGCUCUGGCUAUCAUGGACAAAUUCCGGAACGGCGCGGGCUCUCUCCCCGAUGAUGGCCUCACAGCUCAUCGCAUGGUUGAAGCUUUUAAAUUUGCAUUCGCCCUUAGAACACAACUGGGAGAUCCAGUCUUUGAAGACGUGACUCAGGCAGUGAAGAAUGCCACGGACAUUGAUCAAGCACGCAGGAUCGCAGCCAAGAUUAAAAAGGUACCGUAUAGUAACCCCCAGGAAUACGGCCUCAUCUACGACACGAUCAGAGACCACGGUUCGAGGCAGGUAUCCAUAUGGGGCCCGUCUGGAGAUGCCAUUGUCAUCGUCAGCUCUCUUAACACCGAUUUUGGGUCCCUGGUUGCGUCCCCGUCCACUGGAAUCCUCAUGAACAAUGUCAUUGACCUGUUCGCGACUCAAGCGCAUCCAAACUACUACAACCUGGUAUCCUCCAAGUACAACCGAAUCCGGCCACAGAAGAGGCCUCUCACGUCGCGGGGUCCCAUUGUGAUCACGGAUAAAUCUGGAGAUCUGGCGAUGAUUAUUGGUGCCACAGGUGGUCCCGUUGCUAGUACGGGAUUGGUGCAAGUAGCGGCUCGUGUACUGUGGAUGGGAUACACAAUGAAAGAAGCUGUCGACGCUGGAAGAAUUCAUAACCAGUUGCUCCCCGGGACCACGAUGGGAGAACCGACAGUGUACCAGGACAUCGUAAAGGACUUGAAAUCCCGCGGGCACGAGUACCACGAAACGGAAUGGACCGGCACAGUGCAGGGGAUCGUUCGGAUGCCGGGCAAUCGUCUCUCCGCUGCGCUCGACUACCGCAGAGGUCCAGGAGGUUGCGACGGGGACUGAAUGGCCUUGGACGAGAUGUCAUUAUAUAAUACUCGUUUUUAACUCAUGAGUGGUUAUAGCCUCAUUGAUAAAACAGUUACUUCAUAUUUUCGAGCUGUCUCGAAUCCUUGUGUCCUGGUACCUGUAUUGAGGAAGAAAGCUCUACAAGGACAGCUACGACGGUAAUUUC
This is a messenger RNA of Ornithodoros turicata, 2177 nucleotides long. RefSeq names its product scoloptoxin SSD14-like. Gene Ontology annotation, biological process: glutathione catabolic process. Gene Ontology annotation, cellular component: plasma membrane. Bases 86 to 2008 code for a protein of 640 amino acids. Gene Ontology annotation, molecular function: glutathione gamma-glutamate hydrolase. NCBI's taxonomy places the organism in Eukaryota, Metazoa, Arthropoda, Arachnida, Ixodida, Argasidae. The transcript is spliced from 12 exons. The record is from RefSeq and is a predicted model, not a curated record.